Molecule: messenger RNA, 2067 nt
Organism: Paramecium octaurelia
Lineage: Eukaryota; Ciliophora; Oligohymenophorea; Peniculida; Parameciidae
Source: the annotation of a GenBank genome assembly
AAUUAUGGCACCAAAGAAAAAGGCAUAAAAAAAAGAAACUUAACCAAGUAUCAUUUUAUCAUUAUUCUAUAAGCCAAAAAAUAACCAGCCAAAAUAGAGAAAGUUCAACCUGCUCCUAUACCUCCUAGUGUGGUCUAAAAUAAACCGAAGAACAUUAAACCGGACUUCUAUUUUGUGAUUCCUCAAGAUGAAGAAGAGCAUUAUAGAAGGGAAGUGUACCAAAGAAGAGAAAACAGGAAUAAAAGUUGCAUAGAUAUGAAUGAAAUUAGACAGUACAAUUAUAAUUAAAAGGAGGGAUAAUUUCGCGCCUCAAGAGAUUCCUGUUAUUAAUAAGGUAUCUUAAAAAAUUGUGAUUGAGUAAGAAUGUACCAAUGAUUCCUCCCAGUUAUUUACACUAAAUCAGUCGGAGUUGCCUACUUGUGCCUCAAGACAAUUAAAUAAACCUAAGAUAUUAUCCAUCAAACCAAAGAAAUUAACUAUGACUGUUAAACCUCAAGAUGAUGCCAUGGACAUGGAAGAUGAUUGGUAUGAAGAACUUAACAAGGAUAUCAAUCAUACAAAGCAUUUCCUACUAGGAGUUCCAAAAUAAUAAUCAUCUCACAAUGAGAAAUCAUUGACAACAGAAAGGAAUUCCAUUACAAAAAACACCAAGAAAAUGGAUCUUGAUUUACAGAUUGAACCUACUCAAACUUAAACAACUAUUAAAUUGACUAAGGCCAUGAAAACAAAAUUAGAUUCCAUGAAUGAAUGCUACAACUCACUACUAGAAGCCACAAUUCCAGAAGAAAUCUUAUGUAGAGAUUAAGAAAAGGACUUGAUCACUAAAUUUAUCGAAGAUGGAAUCAAGAACAAUGGCUAAUCUUAAGCCUUAUGUAAUAUUCAUAGUUAUUAAUCUUAGAUAUAUCUGGAGUCCCAGGAAUUGGUAAGACUGCAACUGUUAUGGAAGCUUAAAAGAAGUUAUCAACCAAAAAAGAUAACUUCUAAUUUAUCUAUGCCAAUGCAAUGAAUUUUGGAUUGCCAGACAACAUUUACUCUUAUUUAUUAGAAAAAAUCACUACUAUAAAGGAUGCUUCUAAAGCCUAAGCCUGCAUUCUACUAAGUAUUAUAUGCUUAUUAUACAAUUAGCUGAACUAUUCACCAAGGGUUCUUUACCUGCUACAUACAAAGCUUAUGAAAAAUUAGUCAUCAAAAAGAAUAGGGUUAUUCUAUUAGAUGAAUGUGAUAAUCUUUUUACUCCUGAUUAAUAAGUAUUAUAUAAUUUAGUGGAUUGGCCAUAACAAAAGCAUGCAAAGCUUACCAUAAUUAUGAUUGCCAAUACUAUGGAUUUCCCAGAGAGACUCAAACCAAAGUUAUAAUCAAGACUUGGAAAUCAUAGAGUAGUGUUUAGACCAUACACCAGUGCUCAAAUAGAAACCAUAUUACAAUAAAGAAUGAAGGAUAAAAAAAUCAAAGAAUUGUUUGCCUCCAACACUCUUAAUUAUCUUGGUAAAAAGAUAGCAACAAUUUCAACUGACAUCAGAAAGACAUUGUGCGUUUGCAGAAAGGCUAUAGAAAUUGGAAGGGAAGAACUUCAGAGAACUGGAUAAUUCAAACAAAUUGAAGUCAAUCAUGUCAAAUUAGCUUAUGAUAGAAUUUAUAACAAAGCCUAUCAUGCAUGCUUAAAUUCCUUCAGUAAAUCUCUGAAGUUGUUGUUAAUUACUACUGCUUUGGAAAUACAUAUCAAAGGGUACAACGUAGCUUAUCUUCAAUAAGUCCUUCAGAGAUAUAAUUAAUAUUUAAUAUAAAACAAAGAUGAUCCUAUUGGUUAUUAAGAAAUAAAAUAGAUACUCAUGAAAUUGAGUGAAUUAAAUUUAGUUGAAAUGAAAGAAUAAAACAUUCUGUUGACAAAAACUUCUUGGUAAUAGAAAGUGAAUGUAAAAAACAAAUAUAUUUUAUUAGGAUUCACUUUAAAAGGAUAAUUUGAGAAAUAUUAAUGAUGUAAUAAUUCAUCUGAAAAUCAACGUUGACGAUAUCAAGAAUGGCCUCUCAAAUGACACAUUAUUUUAAUAGUUUUCUUUGUUUUUCUGA